AUGUCGUGUUGUGACCUGGCUGCGGCCGGACAGUUGGGCAAGACGGGCAUCAUGGCCUCGGAUUGUGAGCCAGCUCUGAACCAGGCAGAGGGCCGAAACCCCACCCUGGAGCGCUACCUAGGAGCCCUCCGAGAGGCCAAGAAUGACAGCGAGCAGUUUGCAGCCCUGCUGCUAGUGACCAAGGCAGUCAAAGCAGGUGACAUCGAUGCCAAAACUCGGCGGCGGAUUUUUGAUGCCGUGGGCUUCACCUUCCCCAAUCGUCUCCUGACCACCAAGGAGGCGCCAGAUGGCUGCCCCGACCACGUCCUCCGAGCCCUGGGUGUGGCCCUGCUGGCCUGCUUUUGCAGUGAUCCCGAACUGGCCGCCCAUCCCCAGGUCCUAAACAAAAUCCCCAUCCUUGGCACCUUCCUCACAGCUAGGGGGGACCCUGACGAUGCUGCCCGCCGUUCCAUGAUCGAUGACACCUACCAAUGCCUGACGGCUGUGGCAGGUACACCCCGCGGGCCCCGGCACCUCAUUGCCGGUGGCACGGUGUCUGCCCUGUGUCAGGCAUACCUGGGGCACGGCUACGGCUUUGACCAAGCCCUGGCACUGCUGGUGGGGCUGCUGGCUGCCGCGGAGACACAGUGCUGGAAGGAGGCGGAGCCUGACCUGCUGGCGGUGUUGCGGGGCCUCAGUGAAGAUUUCCAGAAAGCCGAAGAUGCCAGCAAGUUUGAGCUCUGCCAACUGCUGCCUCUCUUUCUGCCCCCGACGACAACCGUGCCCUCUGAAUGCCUCCGGGAUCUGCAGGCCGGGCUGGCACGCAUCCUCGGCAGCAAGCUGAGCUCCUGGCAGCGCAACCCUGCACUAAAGCUGGCAGCCCGUCUGGCGCACGCCUGUGGCUCCACUUGGAUCCCGGCGGGCAGCUCCGGGAGCAAGUUCCUGGCCCUGCUGGUGAAUCUCGCCUGCGUGGAGGUGCGGCUGGCACUGGAGGAGACGGGCUCAGAGGUAAAAGAGGAUGUGGUGACUGCCUGCUAUGCCCUCAUGGAGUUGGGGAUCCAGGAAUGCACCCGCUGUGAGGGGUCACUGCUUAAGGAGCCACAGAAGGUGCAGCUUGUGAGCAUCAUGAAGGAGGCCAUCGGGGCUGUCAUCCACUACCUGCAGCAGGUGGGGCCGGAGAAGCAGAAGGAGCCCUUUGUGUUUGCUUCGGUGCGGAUCCUGGGUGCCUGGCUGGCCGAGGAGACCUCAUCCCUGCGCAAGGAGGUCUGCCAACUGCUGCCCUUCCUCGUUCGCUAUGCCAAGACCCUCUAUGAGGAGGCUGAGGAAGCCAAUGACCUCUCUCAGCAGGUGGCCAACCUGGCCAUCUCCCCCACCACUCCAGGGCCCUCCUGGCCAGGGGAUGCUCUCCGGCUCCUUCUGCCCGGCUGGUGCCACCUGACCGUUGAAGAUGGGCCACGGGAGAUCCUGAUUAAGGAGGGGGCACCCUCGCUUCUGUGCAAGUAUUUCCUGCAGCAGUGGGAACUCACAUCCCCUGGCCAUGACACCUCAGUGCUGCCAGACAGCGUGGAGAUCGGCCUGCAGACCUGCUGCCACAUCUUCCUCAACCUCGUGGUCACUGCACCGGGAUUGAUCAAGCGAGAUGCCUGCUUCACAUCUCUGAUGAACACCCUGAUGACGUCGCUGCCUGCAUUAGUGCAGCAGCAGGGGAGGCUGCUUCUCGCUGCCAACGUGGCCACCCUGGGCCUCCUCAUGGCCCGGCUCCUUAGCAGCUCUCCAGCUCUUCAGGGAACACCGGCAUCCAGAGGUUUCUUCGCGGCCGCCAUCCUCUUUCUGUCCCAGUCCCACGUGGCGCGGGCCACCCCUGGCUCAGACCAGGCAGUGCUGGCCCUGUCCCCUGACUAUGAGGGCAUCUGGGCCGACCUGCAGGAGCUCUGGUUCCUGGGCAUGCAGGCCUUCACUGGCUGCGUGCCACUGCUGCCCUGGCUGGCCCCCGCUGCCCUGCGCUCCCGCUGGCCACAGGAGCUGCUCCAGCUGCUCGGCGGCGUCAGCCCCACCUCCGUCAAGCCCGAGAUGGUUGCCGCCUAUCAGGGGGUCCUGGUGGAGUUGGCGCGGGCCAACCGGCUGUGCCGGGAGGCCAUGAGGCUUCAGGCGGGUGAGGAGACAGCCAGCCACUACCGCAUGGCUGCCCUGGAGCAAUGCCUGUCAGAGCCAUGA
This is a messenger RNA of Pipistrellus nathusii (Nathusius's pipistrelle), 2193 nucleotides long. The record is from the annotation of a GenBank genome assembly. NCBI's taxonomy places the organism in Eukaryota, Metazoa, Chordata, Mammalia, Chiroptera, Vespertilionidae.